Aspergillus puulaauensis is the source of this 1338-nucleotide messenger RNA. RefSeq names its product NAD(P)/FAD-dependent oxidoreductase. The record is from RefSeq and is a predicted model, not a curated record. Lineage: Eukaryota; Fungi; Ascomycota; Eurotiomycetes; Eurotiales; Aspergillaceae. Bases 1 to 1338 code for a protein of 445 amino acids. The transcript has a single exon. Gene Ontology annotation, cellular component: cytoplasm. Gene Ontology annotation, molecular function: oxidoreductase activity.
AUGUCAACCUCCCCCGACGGAAUCUACGAACCAGGCAUCGUCGACCCCGGUCUCCCUGGUAAAUCCCCAACACAGCCAUUCUGGCUCUCUGAACCGUCCAGGAUAAGCAACCUCCAAUCACCAUGGAUCGACCAAGCCGACAUCAUCAUCAUUGGCUCUGGCAUGACAGCGGCAAGUCUCGUCCGCUCGUUAUACGCCCGUAAGCCGAAUCUGAACAUCGUCGUCGUCGAAGCCCGCGGUCUCUGCUCCGGCGCAACAGGUCGUAAUGGGGGGCACUGUAAAGUCAUGAGCCCCGGUGUUUGGUUCGAGAGACAGCAGGCAUACGGCACGGACGAGGCACUGCGCGUCAUGCGCUUUGAGCACGGCCAUCUCGACGAGCUGGUUAAGUGCGUCAGGGAGAAUGGGAUCCAGUGUGACCUGCGGCUGCAUGAGGGCGUUGUUGUCUACCACGACGAACACACUUUUAGUCGUGCUAUCCGCGCACUCGAGGAUAUGCGCAAAUACGCACCGGACCUUGCAGAGAAGUAUACCGUAUACACCAACCGAGCGGACCUCGACGCCCGGCACUGCCCGGCGAAAAGCGUCGGCGCGAUCGGGAUGCCAUCAGGCUCAGUGUGGCCGUAUAAACUCGUAACCGGGCUCUUGGAGAGAUACGUCCGCGACCACAGUCUAACCAUCCAAACAAACACCGUCGCCACAGACGUCCACGAGAAUCCAGACUACGGCACAGUGAAAACCACACGAGGAGACAUCAAAGCACCGAUCAUCAUCCACGCCACAAACGCCUGGAUGAGCCAUCUCGUGCCGGAACUGCAGCCGUUCGUCUCGCCGGUUCGUGCAAAUGUCCAGCGCCAUGCCCCAGACUCAAACAUCCACGUCGACAACUCGCUUUGGCUGCGCUACGCCGAGCACGACUACGAUUACAUGGUACAACGCCCAGAUGGGGCAUUCAUAAUCGGCCGCGCGAACACAGGCCGCCGCGCAACAAGCGAUGACGGGAACAUGGACGUUCUACCCCAAACCCACCUCCGCACUGUCGUCCCCGCGCUAUUCGACUUCAAGACUCGAAACGUGCAAGUCACGCACGCCUGGAGUGAGUGCGUUGCAUUCACGCAGGAUGGAAACCCGUUUAUAGGGAAGUGGCCGGGACAGGAGAGGAGGCAUCAGUGGGUUUGCGGUGCGUACCAGGGAAUCGGCAUGGUUAGGGCGUUUCGAUCAGCCCAGGCUCUGGCUUGUAUGGUUUUGGGCCUGAAUGUGCCAGUGGAGUUUCCGCGAUCGAUGGUUAUAAAUACGGAGAGGCUGAAGAGGUUGGAUUUGUCGGUUAGGGCUAAGCUGUAG